AUGGCAACUGCCGACGCGGGAUUAGGUUCGGGACUGCGUCCAGGUUUGGGAGGAACGGGAUUGGAGCUAGCAGUAGGUUCGGAGGGGCAGGGAUGGCGGCGGUCGGUGGCGGUGAUGGAGGCGGUGCGGCAACUGGAAGCCAUGAUGCGCGAACCGGCCGCCGUGCUCGAUAGCAUGAAGAUCUUCAUCGCCUGUUUCAUCCUGUCGACUCCUUUGCCCUCCCGCACCUCCCCUCCCUUCCACAUCCCCU
Messenger RNA from Closterium sp. Naga37s-1, 250 nucleotides. Lineage: Eukaryota; Viridiplantae; Streptophyta; Zygnematophyceae; Desmidiales; Closteriaceae. The record is from the annotation of a GenBank genome assembly.